AUGACUGGAAUAAAUUCUACAGGCCUGGCAAUUGCAGGUUUUUCCUUCAUUGGCCUUUGCUUGUUGAUCCCACCUCUUUUUUACCAUAUCAGAUUUAGAAACAUUCCUGCGUGUACAUUGAUAUUCUGGCUUUGCUUCAAGAAUUUGGUUUCCUUCGUCAAUGCCGUGAUUUGGAGCAAGGACGACUUCUACACCGCAACAAAAGGCAAAGGUUACUGUGAUGUCACUGUGAGAAUUGCAAGUGGCUCCGCCUCUGGCGAGUUAUUGGCUAUAUCAUGUUUGAUGUUCAAUUUGUACAUGAUAAUCAGCGCCAGAAGCCAAAAGUUCCUCGACAACAAGUCAAACAGGAAAGUUCUCAUUAACCUUGCCAUGUGCUGGGGGCUUCCAUUGAUUAUUACAGGAAUCAGUGUUGCCGUGCAAAGCACAAGAUAUGUGAUUUUCCGCUAUCGUGGAUGUUCCGCAAUUUAUUACCCUUCGUACUGGUACAUCGUAUGUGUAUCCAUUUGGACCCCAGUUUGUGCGUUGAUUGGCCUCAUCUUUGCAAUUCUUACUAUGACCACCUUUUUCCUCAAGCGUCGUGAUAUUAAAGAUAUUUUACGCUGCACUAACUCCGGACUUAACCUCAGACGCUUUGCUCGCUUGAUCAUUUUCAGUCUCUUGAUCAUAUUUGCUAUGGUUCCUUUGGCUUUGUACAAUUUCAUCACAAGUGUCAACCAGUUGCGGCAUACGAAUGCGACAUGGACCAUUGAGAGAGAUCCACAUUGGUCUGAUAUUCUUGCGAUCGAUGCUGGCACAUCACAACUCGCGCCUAUAAUCAUUGACAUAUGUCUCUCAUUUUGUACAUUUGUAUUGUUUGGUUUGGGUAGCGAUGCGCUUGCCUUAUACAAGAGACUCUUUGUGGUUUGCGGAUUUUCUAGUUUCAAGCUGAAAUCCAAACAAGAGUUCAAGGUGUCCGAGCACUUCGCAGGAAACAAGCAAAGUACAAGAAACACCGUCGACUCUGAAAUGACAGAGGUAACUUCAACAAAAAAAGUGAAUAAAUCCAAGGGCUUGGUUCUGGUGAAAACUAUUGACUCAAAAAAUCUGGACUUCACUUUAUCAAACACAACACCAAAUGAUCUUGAAAUGGGAAGCUAUGACGACUAUGAAAUCGAGAGGAUAAUUAGAGGAGAUAUUGAAUCAGAUCCGCAGAUGGAGUUUGAGUUUAAAGUGAUCCAAAACCCAUAG
Molecule: messenger RNA, 1227 nt
Organism: Clavispora lusitaniae ATCC 42720
Lineage: Eukaryota; Fungi; Ascomycota; Pichiomycetes; Serinales; Metschnikowiaceae
Gene: STE3
Product: Ste3p
Biological process (GO): G protein-coupled receptor signaling pathway
Cellular component (GO): plasma membrane
Molecular function (GO): mating-type a-factor pheromone receptor activity
Source: RefSeq, a predicted model, not a curated record